UUGUGCCACACGAGUGGAAAGCAGCUGCCAUUCGUCGAAAGCUAGGAUAUUUCAAGAAGGGGUCGCCCGAGUGGAUGGUAUGCACAGGGGGAGCUGAGCGGAAGGAGAGGUAGAUUUUGAGGAGAUAAGGGAGUGCGAGCGAGCGAUCUGCGAGAGAGGGUUGAAGAAAAGGGGUCGAGUGUGAGAGGCAUAGAGAGAGAGGAGUGAGAACGCGAGUGCGAGUGCGUGAGCGAGAGGGAGAGAAGAGAGAGAGAUUGAGGGCGUCUUCUGAUCUUUCUUUACAGGAAGUGAGUUAGGGUUUCUCCCUGUAACUCGAUUUCUUGUUCUUCUUCCCUCGAAUCGCCUUCUCAAAUCUCAUGGAUAGGAAGCUUGUGGUUCUUGGGAUUCCCUGGGAUGUUGAUACCGACGGGCUGAGGGAGUAUAUGAACAAAUUUGGAGAAUUGGAAGAUUGUAUCGUGAUGAAGGAGCGGCACACUGGUCGAUCUCGUGGUUUUGGCUAUGUGACAUUUGCUUCUGCUGAAGAUGCAAAGAAUGCUCUUUCAAGUGAGCACAUUCUCGGUAAUCGAUCGCUGGAAGUGAAAAUAGCUACGCCUAAGGAAGAGAUGAGACAACCAGCAAAGAAAGUAACCCGGAUAUUUGUGGCUAGAAUCCCCCAAUCUGUCACAGAAGCGGCAUUUCGAAGUCACUUUGAGACAUAUGGUGAGAUUACUGAUUUAUACAUGCCAAAGGAUCAAGGUUCCAAAGGACAUCGUGGGAUUGGGUUUAUCACGUUUGAAAGUUCUGGUCAGGACUUACUAAUUCUCCCUGAAUCUCAUAUGUAGAUGUCGUAAACAUAGAGGCAGUUUUGCUCUCUUUGGUACUUUUUUCUUUCAUAUGUUUACUUGUCAACUUCAUGACCAUUUAUGAUAU
Messenger RNA from Macadamia integrifolia, 909 nucleotides. RefSeq lists its product as uncharacterized. The transcript is spliced from 8 exons. The record is from RefSeq and is a predicted model, not a curated record. Gene Ontology annotation, biological process: regulation of gene expression. Gene Ontology annotation, molecular function: RNA binding. The coding region runs from base 357 to 821 and encodes 154 amino acids. Lineage: Eukaryota; Viridiplantae; Streptophyta; Magnoliopsida; Proteales; Proteaceae. Gene Ontology annotation, cellular component: nucleoplasm.